Molecule: messenger RNA, 1239 nt
Organism: Helianthus annuus (common sunflower)
Lineage: Eukaryota; Viridiplantae; Streptophyta; Magnoliopsida; Asterales; Asteraceae
Exons: 1
Coding region: 1-1239 (412 amino acids)
Source: RefSeq, a predicted model, not a curated record
AUGGAAGCUUUACAUGUAGCCGCAGUCAAAGCCAACAUGGAAGGAAUUUUUAAUGGCGUGAAAACUCCCAACGACGGUCCAGUACUAUCACACCUCCUUUAUGCAGAUGAUGUGUUGUUUGUCGGCGAUUGGUCCUUGUCAAACUUCAAAAAUCUUGCUAGAUUUUUAAGAUGUUUUCACCUUGCCUCCGGUCUUAAAGUCAACUUCAGCAAAAGUCUACUAUACGGGGUCGGAGUAACCAAUGCUGAGAUUAAUAACAUGGCACUAAUUCUCAGCUGCAAACCUGGCUCUUUUCCAUUUACCUACCUCGGUCUCCCGGUUGGGGCAAAUAUGGGAUUAGUAAAGAAUUGGAAGCCGAUUAUCGAGAAGUUUGAGAACAAACUCACACUUUGGAAGGCCAGGAUGUUAUCUUUCGGAGGACGACUAACUCUAAUCGAAGCAGUCUUAAGUAACCUUCCAACGUACUACUUUUCGUUAUUUAGUGCACCACUCGCUGUCAUCAAGCAAUUGGAAAGAUUACGCCGAAAAUUCCUUUGGGGUGGCUGUCUGGAAAAAAACAAGAUUAGUUGGGUGCCAUGGUUCAAGGUAGUUGCGUCCAAGGUGGAAGGGGGUUUAGGCAUCGGCAGCCUCGCCUGCACAAAUAAAGCCUUGAUCGUCAAAUGGUGUCUUAGGUACAAAAACGAAAAUACAUCCUUAUGGGCCAAAUCAAUCUCGGCUUUCCAUUGUGGGACUCGACGUCAUGCUUCUAUUCCGCUCAAUAGCUCGAUAGCCGGGGUUUGGAAGUCCAUUGUCAAUUUGGGAAGGGUUAUGCAUGAACCGGUCGUUGAUGUUAAAGCAAGGAUGGUACCAUACGUAGGAGUGGGAGAUAAAACACUCUUCUGGCUGGACACUUGGGUGGGAAACAGGCCCCUCCGAGAUGAAUUCCCGACUCUUUUCACCUUGGAAUCCGAUAAAAGAUGCUUCGUCCAGCAACGGUACAAGCGGAUUAACGAAUCAUUGGAAUGGUUUUGGGGCAGCUCCGUACCUCUUUCUCUACCAGAACACUUGGACGCUUGGUCGAACUGCUCUGGGUUGCUUAGCUCAGCAUUGCUUGGGCCCGGCCCAGACCGCUGGCUAUGGAGAACAGGAUCUAGUAGGGACACCUACACCGUGAGUAGACUACGAUCAGAACUCGAUCAUAUUAACAUCAUCCCGAAACAAAACUGCUAUCUUGGCUUCACUGGAUUCCGAAGAAGGUGA